CGCCACCGCGAUGCAGCCGCCCCAAGGACGUGGCCAACGCGCACAUCGACGUAGGCAACAACACCCUGCUCAACGCCCGCCUGCGCUACACCUGCAACCCGGGCUACAAGCGGAAAGCCGGGACCUCCAGCCUCAUCCAGUGCAUCCUCCGUGACGGCUCCACCAAGCCCAACUGGACCGACACCACGCUGCAGUGCAUCCGGGACCCGGCUCUACCUCCGCAAGACCCCAGCCCCGAGCUCCCGGCUGAGAGGACGACCCAAAGGAAGGGGUAG
Mesitornis unicolor (brown roatelo) is the source of this 275-nucleotide messenger RNA. RefSeq names its product interleukin 15 receptor, alpha (gene IL15RA). Lineage: Eukaryota; Metazoa; Chordata; Aves; Mesitornithiformes; Mesitornithidae. Gene Ontology annotation, cellular component: plasma membrane. The annotation marks the transcript as partial. Gene Ontology annotation, biological process: interleukin-15-mediated signaling pathway. The transcript has 2 exons. Gene Ontology annotation, molecular function: interleukin-15 receptor activity. The record is from RefSeq and is a predicted model, not a curated record.